Microstroma glucosiphilum is the source of this 2064-nucleotide messenger RNA. RefSeq lists its product as hypothetical. NCBI's taxonomy places the organism in Eukaryota, Fungi, Basidiomycota, Exobasidiomycetes, Microstromatales, Microstromataceae. Gene Ontology annotation, biological process: DNA-templated transcription initiation; RNA polymerase II preinitiation complex assembly. Gene Ontology annotation, cellular component: SLIK (SAGA-like) complex; SAGA complex; transcription factor TFIID complex. Gene Ontology annotation, molecular function: DNA binding; TBP-class protein binding; protein heterodimerization activity. Bases 1 to 2064 code for a protein of 687 amino acids. The transcript is spliced from 3 exons. The record is from RefSeq and is a predicted model, not a curated record.
AUGAACCACAAUCAGAACAACGCCAGUGGAGCCCAGGGCGGGAACAAUGCCGCCCACUCCCAAGCCCAGUACCGUCAACAGAUGGCAGCUCAGCAACAAGCAGCAUUAGCAGCGGCACAGCAGAGACAGCAGUCGGGAGGAGCUCAGGGUCAACAGCAGCAGCAGCAGCAGAUGGCCCGCCCGCCCAAUCAGGCCGGCGGCAACCAAGGAGGAGGAGGGGGAGGGGGGACGGAUGGUAGUGGCCUUAAUCCGGCCUUCCUGCAGAUGAUGACGCAGAAUCCUCAGCAGCUGGCCAACUUUUUCAACUCGGCAAGAGCCAACAAUCAGCUCACAGAGGAGCAGAUUGCAGCUCUGCAACAAUAUGUCAGGAUGCAACAGCAGCAGCAGCAGCAACAACAACAACAGCAGCAGCAUCAGAUGGGUAUGAACAACCAGUCUCAACCUCGACCUCCCAUGAAUCAGCAACAAGGGAUGGCUCGACCGCCUCAGCCAGUGCCAAACCAGCAGAACCAGCAGAACCAGCAGCGGCAGCAACUCCAGCGCCAGCAACAAGCAGCUGCUGCUGCCGUCGCGGCUGCCAACGCUCAACCUAGACCGCCGAUGCAACACACCAAUUCCUUCGGCAACAAUGCCCAGUCACCUUCUGCUCCUCGGCCCAAUGGUGCCCAGACCUCUCUGACACCCGAGCAACAGAAUAUGAUCGGUCAGAUCUACAGAGCUGUUGAAGCGGUUGGCAAGAGGUGCAAGGAGCUUGAAGCCGCUGUACAAGCUGCACAGAAUCCCCAGGAGAAAGAGGCUCUCCAGAAGCAGCACAAGGAAGAACAGGUCAAGUACAGUACACUAGUGAAUAAGAUGAUGGCGUGCAAGGAACAGUUCCUCAAGCAGCAGCAGCAGCAGCAGCAGCAGCAGCAGAUGGCUGGCGGAUCAUCUUCCGGACCUUCCAGUGUCGCUUCGAAUCCAGCUCAACAGGCACAGCAGCAGCUUCAAGCAGGCGUUCGAGCACCUCCUGGCGCUCAGCAGCAGCAGCAGCAGCCACAACGUCCACAACAGCAGUCUUCGGCGAAAGCGAGCCCUGCCCCUGGCACGCCGGGUGGAGCAAGCGGAGGUGCCUCGACUCCUGGCGCUACAGCGGCUGCCGCUGCUCAGGCUCAACAGCAGCAGUCGGGCACCGUGGGAAGCUCAGGCAUCGCUCCCGGCUCUACGGCCUCCUCUAUGCUGGUCAAUCAGUCUCGACUGGAUCCCUCAAGUGCCUCGCCCGCAGCGGCUUCGGGAGGUGCGUCACAGGGCAUUCGUCCCAAUGCGACCCAGUCAAGCUCCAACACCUACAACUCGUCCUCGGCUGCUUCCUCGUCUGUUCCAGGGCAAGCUACCAUCUCGUCCAACCUCCCACCACAGACUCCUCAGCCUUUCCCGAAUGCUCAAGGACCGCGUCCGACUCUGUCGAUGGGUCUCGCCGGAGGGCCUGGCUCCGCCAUCACGUCCACUCCUGGCAUUCUUGCACAUCCACAGCACAAUGGUGGCCUUGGCAGCCUCUUUGCCCUGGGAGCAGCUGCGAGUGAAGCGUCCCGUACUGGCAGUAAUGCGCUCAAUGGCGCAGCAAAUGGAGCAGGAGGAAGCGGUGCCAACGGACCUACUCCUGGUGGUAAUGGAGCGGGAGGUAAUUCUUCUCUUCCUGCCAAUUCCUCGUCGAAUGCAAUGAUGACGGCUGCACUUGGAGAGAAGAAUGGACGGAUGUUGACCAAGAGGAAAAUUCAGGAAUUGGUGGGAGAGCUGGACAUGGAAGAGGUGCUCGAGGAGGAUGUGGAAGAUCUCCUCCUAGAACUAGCCGACGAGUUCAUCGAUUCCGUCACUCACUUUUCCUGUCGACUCGCCAAGCAUCGUAAAGGAGACAAGCUUGAAGCACGCGAUGUCCAGCUGCACCUGGAGCGUGCUUGGAACAUCCGGAUCCCUAAUAACUCGAUGCCGAUUCCGCCUGUGAGGGUGAGGGGCGCAGGAGGUGGAGGAUCGGGGGGAGCGGCUGGUGGUGGUGGAGCGGGAGGAGGAGUGGCUGGGAAGGGUGUUUAG